This is a messenger RNA of Oncorhynchus gorbuscha (pink salmon), 1574 nucleotides long. RefSeq names its product ras-related protein Rab-27B-like. NCBI's taxonomy places the organism in Eukaryota, Metazoa, Chordata, Actinopteri, Salmoniformes, Salmonidae. Gene Ontology annotation, biological process: positive regulation of exocytosis; melanosome transport. The coding region runs from base 200 to 874 and encodes 224 amino acids. The record is from RefSeq and is a predicted model, not a curated record. Gene Ontology annotation, cellular component: secretory granule; melanosome. The transcript has 8 exons. Gene Ontology annotation, molecular function: GTPase activity; GTP binding.
CGACAGACAAGUCAGCCAUCCUCACAAGGAAGCGAAGAAGCACCGUGCAAAUAUAAUAGUUUGGCGAAAGACGUUAUGUUUUUUUUGUCGUGGUACUUGCUUUCCAUAGGUUGUGAAGAUGGAUCGUUUCAGUGGUAGAGAAACAUCGGCGAGGCAGCAGACACCUGCAAACAAGAUUUGAGUCGCGAGCGGUGUUAUAAUGUUCAGCGCAGUCAACACUAUGACUGAUGGGGACUAUGAUUACCUGAUCAAGCUCCUGGCUCUGGGGGACUCUGGAGUAGGGAAGACUACCUUUCUAUACAGAUACACGGACAACAAGUUCAACCCCAAGUUCAUCACCACAGUGGGAAUAGACUUCAGGGAAAAGAGAGUGGUGUACACAGCGUCGGGCCCCAAUGGAACCACAGGGAAGACCUUUAAAGUUCACCUCCAGCUCUGGGAUACGGCUGGACAGGAGAGGUUCAGGAGUCUGACCACAGCAUUCUUCAGAGAUGCCAUGGGCUUCCUGCUCAUGUUUGACCUCACCAGCCAGCAGAGCUUUCUCAACGUCCGCAACUGGAUGAGCCAGCUGCAGGCCAAUGCGUACUGUGAGAACCCAGACAUGGUGUUGGUGGGCAACAAGGCAGACCUGGCGGACCAGAGAGAGGUGCAGGAGGAGCAGGCUAAGGAACUAGCCGACAAGUACGGGAUCCCGUACUUUGAGACGUCGGCAGCGACGGGGUCUGAGGUGGACAAGGCAGUCAUCACUCUGCUAGACCUGGUCAUGAAGAGGAUGGAGCAGUGUGUCGACAAGCCCACCGCCGAGCCCGCCAACGGGGAAGGAGCCACCAAGCUGGAGGACGCUGCGCCUGACCAGAAAAAGUGUGCAUGUUAGACUUGGCCCCUCCCACGUCCCCUUCUCCCUACUCUGAUUGGUGCUCUAGCACCCCCUCUGGUGGCCAGACACAGAAGUGCAGCAGCAUUAUGACAGCGUGACGUGUGAGGGGGCAGCUCAGUCAGCCACACUGCAAUGGCGCUGUAGUGCUGGCCUUGCACGGCCUGUGUGUACUGUGCUGGGCCUGACUACAUGUCUCUCCUGUCCUGUCCUGUCCUGUGUUGCGUCUCAAAUGUCACUCUGUUCCCUAUUACAGAACUCCCUGAGUGGCGCAGCGUUCUGAGGCACUGCAUCUCAGCACUAGAGGCGUCAUUACAGACGCCCUGGUUCGAUUCCCGGACUGUAUCACAACCCGCCGUGAUCGGGAGGUCCCAUAGGGCGGCACACAAUUGGCCCAGCGUCGUCCGGGUUAACCCAGCGUCGUCCGGGUUAAGAUAAAUAAAGGUUAGAUAAAUAUAGUGCAUUACUAGUCAUACAGUAUGAAUCGGGUGCCAUUUGAGACAAGAGUCUGGCCUACCAAGAGAGUCUGGCCUACCAAGAGAGUCUGGCCUACCAGAGGCCUAUGCUUUAUAGGACUUUAUAUCCCAAUGUUGUUUACAUGUGUUUGUCCAAUCUAAUCUACUGCCUUGGCUGUUAAGGCCCUAUCCAUAUUACAGUACCAAUAUUACAGAAUAUUAAUAAAAACAUGUGACCAGUUAUU